AUGGCCAAGAACGCCGACACGCCCGCACGCGGCUCGCUCUGGCCGACCGCAAAGCGCUUUUUGCCGCUGGCCAUUGUCGUGGCCGGGCUGGGCUUUGCCUACCUGAUGGGUUGGCAGCGCUUCUUCACCCUCGAUUUCCUCGCCGAAAGCCGCGAGAGCCUGACAAGCUUCGUUGCGUCCAACUACUGGCUGUCGACGAUCGGCUUCACCGCGCUCUACGCAAUCGCCGUCGCCUUUUCGUUUCCCGCCGCAUCGAUCCUGACGAUCUUUUCGGGCUUCCUGUUCGGAUGGCUGACCGGGUCGGUGAUCGUCGCGAUCGGAGCGACGACCGGCGCGAGCGCGAUCUUCCUCGCCGCCAGAUCGGCGUUCGGCGACGGACUGCGCAGCAGGGUCGGCGGACGGGUCAAAAACCUCGCCGACGGAUUCGAAAAGGAUGCGUUCAGCUAUCUUCUGGUGCUGCGGAUCGCGCCGGUCUUUCCGUUCUUCAUCAUGAAUAUCGCACCGGCGCUCUUCAACGUGCCGCUGCGCACCUAUGUGAUCGCCACGUUUCUGGGCAUCCUGCCCGGUGUCAUCGCCUACAGCUAUCUGGGCCAGGGCAUCGGCUCGGUCCUGGACGCGGCUGAGGCGGCAGGAACAAGCGCCUCUGUCGGCGAUCUGAUCACCACCGAAAUCACGCUGGCCUUUGCGGCGCUCGCCAUCGUUGCGGCCAUUCCGGUCGUCAUCAAGAAAUGGCGAAGCCGCAAGACGCCGUCCGGCGCAUAA
Effrenium voratum is the source of this 762-nucleotide messenger RNA. NCBI's taxonomy places the organism in Eukaryota, Dinophyceae, Suessiales, Symbiodiniaceae. The record is from the annotation of a GenBank genome assembly.